GGCAAGAGCCGACGCGAGGGGAGGGGAGCGCAGCGGCGGGGCGAGCGGGCGGGCGGGCGGGCAGGCGGCAGCAGCAUGCCCCUCGGCCAGCGCGGGCUGCGUCUCAGCGCGGCGGGGGCUGCUCCGGGCGCGCCCCGGGGGCAGUGCGCCCAGUCUCCGGCCCCAGCCCCUCGGAGCGCCCGCCUUCCCGGCCGCCCCUGAGCUCAGCGGAGGCGGGUCCCCAGAUCGGCUAAGAGCAGCUGCGGCUCUUUUCCAGACGGAUUCCUUGCCUUUCCCGGGGCACGGGGCCAUGAGCCCCGCGGCCACCUGAGGCACAGGAGCCGCUGCUCGGCGAGGACCGCGCCCCCAAAGUCCAGUGCCCUCGUCUCUGCACUGCGGGACGCCCGCGCCCAACCCUGGUGGAGGCGUCCUCGGAAGAGCAGCGGGGAGAGGGCAUGGAACCCGCGGCACCGGCGGGCCAGGCCCGGGCAGCGGCCACAAAGCUGUCGGAGGCAGUGGGCGCGGCGUUGCAGGAGCCCCGGCGGCAGCGGCGCCUGGUGCUGGUCAUCGUGUGCGUGGCACUGUUACUGGACAAUAUGCUGUACAUGGUCAUCGUGCCCAUCGUGCCCGACUACAUCGCCCACAUGCGCGGGGGCAGCAAUAGCCCCAGCUCGACCCCCGAGGUGUGGGAGCCCACCUUGCCGCUGCCCACUCCAGCUAAUGCCAGCGCCUACACGGCCAACAGCUCGGCGCCCCCGACGGCUGCGUGGCCUGCCGGAUCCGGCCUGCGGCCCCGAUACCCCACGGAGAGCGAAGACGUGAAGAUCGGGGUGCUGUUUGCUUCCAAGGCCAUCCUGCAGCUGCUGGUGAACCCCCUGAGCGGGCCCUUCAUCGACCGCAUGAGCUAUGAUGUGCCGCUGCUCAUUGGCCUGGGCGUCAUGUUCGCCUCCACUGUCAUGUUCGCCUUCGCGGAGGACUACGCCACGCUGUUCGCUGCGCGCAGCCUGCAGGGCCUGGGCUCGGCCUUCGCCGACACGUCCGGCAUAGCCAUGAUUGCCGACAAGUAUCCGGAGGAGCCAGAGCGCAGUCGAGCGCUGGGUGUGGCGCUGGCCUUCAUCAGCUUCGGAAGCCUGGUGGCGCCGCCCUUUGGGGGCAUCCUCUAUGAGUUCGCCGGCAAGCGCGUGCCCUUCCUGGUGCUCGCCGCGGUGUCGCUCUGCGACGCGCUGUUGCUGCUGGCGGUGGCCAAGCCCUUCUCAGCCGCUGCACGGGCUCGGGCCAACCUGCCGGUGGGCACGCCCAUCCACCGCCUCAUGCUAGACCCCUACAUUGCCGUGGUAGCCGGUGCGCUCACCACCUGCAACAUUCCCCUCGCCUUCCUGGAGCCCACCAUCGCCACGUGGAUGAAGCACACGAUGGCAGCGUCGGAGUGGGAGAUGGGCAUGGCCUGGCUGCCGGCUUUCGUGCCGCACGUGCUAGGCGUCUACCUCACAGUGCGCCUGGCGGCGCGCUACCCGCACCUGCAGUGGCUGUACGGGGCGCUGGGGCUGGCUGUGAUCGGUGCCAGCUCAUGCAUUGUGCCCGCCUGCCGCUCCUUCGCGCCCUUAGUGGUCUCGCUCUGCGGCCUCUGCUUCGGCAUAGCGCUGGUCGACACAGCGCUGCUGCCCACGCUCGCUUUCCUAGUCGACGUGCGCCACGUCUCAGUCUACGGCAGCGUCUACGCCAUCGCCGACAUCUCCUAUUCAGUGGCCUACGCUCUCGGGCCCAUAGUGGCGGGCCACAUCGUGCACUCGCUCGGCUUUGAGCAGCUCAGCCUGGGCAUGGGCUUGGCCAACCUGCUCUAUGCGCCCGUUCUACUGCUGCUGCGCAACGUGGGCCUCCUGACGCGCUCCCGCUCAGAGCGCGACGUGCUGCUGGACGAGCCGCCGCAGGGUCUGUACGAUGCGAUGCGCCUGCGUGAGCGUCCAGUGCCUGACCCGGACCGCGAGCCUUGCAGCCCUCCUGGCCCUUCUGACGAGUGCGAGGAAGACUACCACUACUACCAUACCCGCAGCUAGCAGCCUGGCUCCUCCUCCAGGCCGCCCGCCCCACCCCCUUGGGUCAAAGUGGCUGCUGCUCUGCCAGCUCAGACUCAGGCCCGCCUCCUCUAGCGCGUACCCCAGCCCCCCUCCCCCUCGCCAGCAUUGACUUCUCCUGCCCGAAUCCCACCCCACCGCCCAUAGCCCAUUCCGUGUCCCUCUCCCUUUUGUCCAGUGGGGUAUGGAGCGCCGAGGCAAGCGAAGCGAUGCGCUCCUUGUAGAGAGGAAGAGGCGCGCGCCCCCCUCCCUCGGGGCUCCUCUGUGUAGAGCCAAGCGUCUGUCUUUCCUUCCGUUCCUCCCAGUGCCAAACCGACCGCUGCACCGCGGUGCCUCUAGCUGGAAUCAAUAAACCAUGUCUGUCCCAGGA
Messenger RNA from Lemur catta (Ring-tailed lemur), 2421 nucleotides. It is a transcript of the gene SLC18A3, whose product is annotated as solute carrier family 18 member A3. Bases 435 to 2033 code for a protein of 532 amino acids. The transcript has a single exon. Gene Ontology annotation, biological process: transmembrane transport; chemical synaptic transmission. Lineage: Eukaryota; Metazoa; Chordata; Mammalia; Primates; Lemuridae. The record is from RefSeq and is a predicted model, not a curated record. Gene Ontology annotation, cellular component: AP-2 adaptor complex; AP-1 adaptor complex; terminal bouton. Gene Ontology annotation, molecular function: acetylcholine transmembrane transporter activity.